Messenger RNA from Manihot esculenta (cassava), 585 nucleotides. Its product is annotated as glycine-rich protein 5-like. The coding region runs from base 42 to 389 and encodes 115 amino acids. The record is from RefSeq and is a predicted model, not a curated record. NCBI's taxonomy places the organism in Eukaryota, Viridiplantae, Streptophyta, Magnoliopsida, Malpighiales, Euphorbiaceae. The transcript has a single exon.
CUCUAGUCUAUGUAGCAGCAUCCACUGAGGAAGACAGAGAGAUGGCGAGAUGGUUCUGCAUGCUUCUUGUUUUUCUAGUAUUUGCUCUUGCAAGUGCUAGAAAUGUCCCUAAAGACGCCGGUCUCCAAGGCCAGAAGAAUUUCUUCGCAUUUGGUGGCGUAGGUGGCUUUGCUGGGGUUGGUUCCGGUAUUGGAGGUGGUGGGUUUCCCAGUCUCGGCGGUGGUGAUGGUGGAAUUGGAGGACUGGGUGGUGGAUCUGGGCUCGGUGGAGGAGGUGGCUUGGGUGGCUUCCCAGGUAGCGGUGGAGGUCUAGGUGGCGGCAUUGGUGGAGGAAUUGGCGGUGGUAAAGGAGAUUGUGGUGAUGGUGGUUCUGGUCUUCUUCAUCCUUGAUUUCUUCACGGUGUUUAUGUUGGCUGUGCUUCUUACGUUAUUGGGUGGAACAGUAAUGUACUUAUGUUAGUUAUUUGCGGUUGUCUUCCAUGUUAAAGAGUUAGGUGUUCUAUAUUUUUUAGUUAACCGCAAUAUGAUGUUAUUACUUCCUAAAAAAUAACGUAUCUAAUUAUUCUGUGAGUUUUUUUUUUUUUCA